Molecule: messenger RNA, 2166 nt
Organism: Marasmius oreades (fairy-ring Marasmius)
Lineage: Eukaryota; Fungi; Basidiomycota; Agaricomycetes; Agaricales; Marasmiaceae
Exons: 13
Coding region: 611-1918 (435 amino acids)
Source: RefSeq, a predicted model, not a curated record
AUCUCGCCUUCGUCCAUCUCUGGGACUUCUCAUAUCAGAUAUCUUUCUGAUCCAAGCGCUCCGGUUAUACAUAAUUUCCCCUUACAAGGGUCAAGCUUCCGUACGUUAAGCUUUGGUCGACUCGGAGGGAGAAGAGGUUUGGAAAAGUUUUCUUGCCCCGAACAGACACGGAGACAUGAUCACGAUGCUAACAAUGCGCCACCCGUAACACACCUCUACCACGCGUUCAACGUUCAACGUCAACACGCAAUAAAUAUAAAUAUCCUCUUGACACUAGCACGUUCGACUUGCAAAUCUCUGUCUCCUUGAUGAUAUCUAGGAUGGUUUUCUUCCUCAUUAUUCCAUUCGCAUCGUAUUUUCAAGCAAUCCUUGUCUCGAGGCAUUGAAUCUCGAUAUUCCCCAACUCAACGAUCACUGUGGCCCUUACCACGACCUACACGUGUAACUACUAAGACCGACAUCGUGUUCGUCUGCCCAUGAUAACCGAAGGCAAAGGGGUUGGGGUUAUUGAUCCUCGAGGCAUGGAAUACCCCACUCGUCUUUUCCAAAACCCCCAAGGUCUACCCUCACCGCACCCUCACCACACCCCCUUUCCAGGAGAAAACACCGAAUGUUUCCUGUCGUCUCUGAAUUUACCUUUGUAGUCUGCGGAAUGGCCUCAUUCGCUGCUACGGUUGGAUAUGUGUGCUCAAAGAGGAUAGUGGGUGGAAGCUCCGACUCUCUUUCUUCCAAUAGCAUUGACAUCGAGUCGGUCCCUAUCGGCUCCGGAAAUGUAAUCAAGGAAAAUGCUGCUUCAGAGCUACUUGAAAACGCCCGUCAAUCCAAGGACGCCCUACGACUGGACGCCGAUCAAGUAUUUCCCCAAGUUUGCGAAACCAAACGUUCAUCACUGAAGCGCAAGGCAACUCACGAUGAAGAAUAUCUGAAUAGUCUCGGAUACCCCUACAAUUUGGCUGCGAUAUACCCUAAUAAGCGGAGCAGGACUCCAACUCGGGAGAGGGAAAAUGAGAUCCCUCUAUGUUCACCUAUACCGGUGAAACUGGAGGAUAACAUUGCACCGAACAGACAGAGUGUCAGCGCUGAACCGAUCGAACGGUUGACCGAAGAGAGUACUGCGGCUUCAUCUCCGAUAGUGACCGCAGUGGCUGAGUGUUCAGCUGCUCCUGGUGGCGAGAGUAGCGAGAAUGCUCCCGAUCUUACUAGUCCUUCCACGUCAGAGACCACCAGAGAAAAUGGGAAAACCUUAUCGAGCAUUGAAGUACCCUCAUCUAAACCAACUUUUCCUCAAGGACCUCCUCCAACCGUACACCAGAAGCCUGCUAUGAGUUUUACCUCACCAUCCUCCGGUGGUUUUGCGUCUUUCGCGAGGUCAUCUACGUUCAAGAGUAUGAAUAUGAAUAUAAACUCGACAGCGGGACCCCCCGAUCGUCCUGUAUGGGCCAGUUGCAGCACGAAAGAGGCAACGCCUCUGGGCCUUCUCGUGGAUACUGUGACACCUGCACCCCUGGAAGCCAGUACUAAACCCAAAACCCAACAUCCAACACCGGAUUAUACUCAUGUUACAGGAGAAGAAAACGAAGCCAUACUAUCCGAAGCUCGAGGAGUCAAACUCUUCAUUAAACGCGGGUCGAAAGAGUUUAGCGAUUCGAUUUUUGGACAUGUCAAGCUUCUCUCGAGUGGUGAUAAGACGAGGCUGGUCUUCCGCCGAGAACCAUUACGACAAGUGACCAUGAACACUUGGCUAUCGUCUCCUUCUGUACGGUGUACGCGCGAUGAGGAGAAUGUGCUUAGAGUGAUAGGAUUGGAAGGAUCUGAGAUUGUGGUUUAUGCGUUAAAGCCCGGAAGAGGAUGUACGAAGCAGGACUUCAAUAAGUUUGCUCUCUAUGUUUUAGAGCGCAACGAGGGGAACGGGCUCUAGAUGGAAGGUUGAGAGAGCGCGAAUGAGUGAUAUUGGUUGUGUUGGUUGAUGUGUAUCUAUACAUGAAUCAGAAUCCUAUCAUAUGUACUUGAAUGCCGAGUGAUGGGACAACAGAGCUGGAGGGAAAGCUGCACAGACGUUCAAAACGGAUAGCGAUCUUCCACUACCACAGCAUUCGACUCCUGAGUAUCUAAGGUAUCAUCUUCCUUGGCCUCAGGAUCAACCAACUUGCCAUCAACCACCACCAU